AUGCCCAUCUACGACAUAACCCACUACCUCCCCAUCGAAACACUCCCACCCCCCGAAACCGACAAAACCUACUACACCAAACCCAUCCUCGUGCUCAUCGUCUCCCACCGAAUCAACACCUGGAACAAAUACCUCUCUCUCGUCCGAAAACUCCAGCGCGAGGCCCGCCUCCUCUGCGUCACAAACGUCUACGACCUGAACGAGCUGGUUGACGAGCACGCAGACGAGAUUGCGGGCUUUAUCGUCACGACGGGGGAUAUCAUGCUCGCGGACGAGUACGUUCCUGUCCUCCCACCUCGUCUAACCCAAAGCAACAACCCAAACUCCAGCUCAAACUCAGCUGAAACUGAGUCUGAAACCGGAGGAAUUAUAGAAGGCCUCCCCACCCGCCUCCCCACCCUCCUCAAACACCACGCAUACUCCCUCAUCUUCGCCUUCGAGUUCCCCCGCGCAGCAGCCAGAUACCCCACCUCCUUUACAGCCUUUAUGCAGACACACUUCGACCUCAACUGGACCAUCGCGGGGCCAUCGCGGCAGCGGGUAGCGAUGGAACUACAGACACAUAUUCCGGGGAUGUUAGCGGCGAGGAACUACCGCCGGUGGUCCAAUAUCCGGGGUGUGUUUCUGCGGGGGGUCCCGCGGCAGGAAAAAGUGUUGGUGAGUUGUGAAGAUGGAGAGGUUGAGUUUGGGGAGGGGGAGAGGAUGAACCGGUGGACGCUUUGGCAUCGGAGGCCGUGGAUUGAGACGCCGGAUACGGUUGUUGGGGAGUGGGAUGAGAUUCAGACUGAGGGUGAGGUGGCUGGUGACGAGGAGGGAUAUCUGGGGGAUAAUGAGGAGAUGGAUGAAGGCGACGACGAAGAUGAUGAAGAUGGAGAUGGGGAGGACGACGAUGAAAAGCUUCGUGCCGAUUGCCCUGUUGCCAUCCACGAGGUCAAACCCGCGAACGACACCGAAACCGAGGAGGGAGGAGGAGGAGGAGGAGGAGGAGGAGGAGGAGGAAGCUAUGUUGCCUUUAUCGGUCACCUGGAGGACAGCCGCUCGAUGGCCUCGUUGAUACUAGGGAUCUGUGGUGUUGAGAUGGACGAUUCUGAAUAG
Aspergillus fischeri NRRL 181 is the source of this 1095-nucleotide messenger RNA. RefSeq lists its product as uncharacterized. Bases 1 to 1095 code for a protein of 364 amino acids. The record is from RefSeq and is a predicted model, not a curated record. NCBI's taxonomy places the organism in Eukaryota, Fungi, Ascomycota, Eurotiomycetes, Eurotiales, Aspergillaceae. The transcript has a single exon.